Messenger RNA from Pteropus alecto (black flying fox), 2462 nucleotides. RefSeq names its product eukaryotic translation initiation factor 1A X-linked (gene EIF1AX). Gene Ontology annotation, molecular function: RNA binding; translation initiation factor activity. The record is from RefSeq and is a predicted model, not a curated record. Gene Ontology annotation, biological process: translational initiation. Gene Ontology annotation, cellular component: cytoplasm. Bases 240 to 674 code for a protein of 144 amino acids. The transcript is spliced from 7 exons. NCBI's taxonomy places the organism in Eukaryota, Metazoa, Chordata, Mammalia, Chiroptera, Pteropodidae.
GAGACGCAAGCAGCCGCGACGCCAUUUGCUGCGGCCGAACGUGGGCGCAGGCGGAUCUCGGAAGAUCUCCGUCUCACAGACUUUCCAGCGCACGCGACCCGGCCUCUCGCGCCUGUUUGGUUCCGCGCGGUCCCACGCGUCGCCCCACGCGCCCCUUGAAGGAGUCACCGCCGCCGUGCCGCCGCUGCCGCCGCUCCCGGAAUAGAAGUCAGAGACGCCGCGAAGCCUCCGUCACCGCCAUGCCCAAGAAUAAAGGUAAAGGAGGUAAAAACAGACGUAGAGGUAAGAAUGAAAAUGAAUCCGAAAAAAGGGAGCUGGUGUUCAAAGAAGAUGGACAAGAGUAUGCUCAGGUAAUCAAAAUGUUGGGAAACGGACGAUUAGAAGCCAUGUGUUUUGAUGGUGUAAAGAGAUUGUGUCACAUCAGAGGGAAAUUGAGAAAAAAGGUUUGGAUAAAUACCUCAGACAUUAUAUUGGUUGGUCUACGAGACUACCAGGAUAAUAAAGCUGAUGUAAUCUUAAAGUACAAUGCGGAUGAAGCAAGAAGUCUGAAGGCAUAUGGCGAGCUUCCAGAGCAUGCUAAAAUCAAUGAAACUGAUACAUUUGGACCUGGAGAUGACGAUGAAAUCCAGUUUGAUGACAUUGGAGAUGAUGAUGAAGACAUUGAUGACAUCUAAAUGGAACUCAACAUUUUACAUUCCGAUUUCUCUGAGGAUUGUUCGACAGUUUGGAUUUUGGCUGUGACCUGUUAAAGAAGAUCAAAAUUUCCUUAGUUUGAGUGCCAUUUAUUAAAGCAGACCGAUUCAUCUCUAAGAUAUUUCUUUAAAAAUUAGUAGUGCUGAAUUAAGAGAAAUGUUAAGCCCACUUUGUCAUUUCGUUGUAAUGGAGCUUAUGGGUAAAAGAGCACAUCUACUAUUUUUAAAAAGAGGGAAAAAUGCAUUACCUCUUCUACUUUGACCACUUCCAGUAAGUAAAUGGAUGUUUUGAAUAAGCCGUUUGCCCAACACUCACUAUAGAUCAUGAUUAAGCCCUAGUUGACUUGCCUGUUGACUGUAUGGUGACUUUCUGUAUAUUCCAGUUACCUAGAUGUUCCCUUGAGAUUUUGAUAAAAUAUAAGGGUGGCAGAAACUCGUAUUUGAAGUCAACAUUAAUUAGGUCUGUUUUUCAUAUUUAAGUAGCAUGUGGCUAUUUUUAUACUAAUUUUGAUAUCAUGUACAUUGUUUUCAUUUUUUGCCACUAGAAACAUCAAGAAAAAAGCAUUUCAAAAUGCAGUUUUUAGAACCUGGGUUUUAAUAGCAAUUUUGAAUUUGUAAGGUUAGUAAUUGCAGAAAUUGAACACUAGGAGGCACCCAGUUAACGCUGGAAAUACUGGUACAGUUGUCAACUUUUUUUUUUUUUACUUACUGUGCAUAGGAAAUUUCCCAACCAAGAAAAUAUUUUGAUCAUAUGCAUGUAUGUAGAAUAUUUUUAUAGGACGAAAAGAUUAUGUUGUGUCAUUUUGUUUCAGAAGUUAUACACAUGUAAGCUACAAUUUUGAGUGCUUUAUAAACACUUAAAUUAUAUAUAAAUGAACAUUUAGUUUCAUAACAACUUGUACAAAUUAAGCCUUUUUCAAAUUAUCCCUAAGCUGGGCAAAUAGGGGAAUAACAACUUAAUGAAAAGAUGGUCUCCAUUUUAUGAAUGAACAAGUUACAGCGGAGAAAAUAAUAAAGAUGUCAUGCUGCACAGUACAGUAUAUUAACCUUUAUUUUGUGAUUAGGGUGUAUUUUGCGUGUACAAAAUUUUUUGCUCGUAUCUUUGGGCAUUUAGAUCGACUCUUAACUGAGUUUUUUGUUAUCAGCUCUGGUAAAGUGAAAUGAAGGGCUGGACUGGUUAGACCCACUAGGCACAUUGAAAUCGUAUGCAACUUUACAACAAGAGACCCAUCAUGGAGUUUUCUAGAAAACUUCAGUGAUGAAAAGUAAUAUCAAGGGGAAUGAAUAAACCUUAACCAUGGCUUCCAAAAAACAAGCAGAUCUCUCAUCCCACAUUUAAUGUAACUUCUUAAGUAUGCAGGCUCUGGAAUCAGAGUCUUGAGGUUCUAUAAAACAUUGUUAAAGAUUAGAAAUUAAGAUUGGACAAUUGCAGUCCGUGUUUCUUAUUUGGCAUUUUUAGGUGGAAUGCAUCUGAGACCAUGGGCUGCUUUUUAAUACAAGAAACCUUAGCCUCUAGGAAUUGACUUAGUGAUUGUCUUCCAUCAGUAAUCUAAAACCUCCUAAGAUAAGGGUUCUGUACAUGAAAGUGUUUUUGCUAAAUUUGUAGUAGAUACAGAUCCACAUUAUUUUACCAAGAAGGUUUAAACUCCGUCUGUGAUACAGUUUACGGUAGGGAUGGUGCAACUCAAACAUUAGUUUUUCUACUUACCUCCUGUAAUAAAUAUGGUUGAUCUAAAGAUUCUUUAAAAAUUACAACAAUGCUCAAAUUCA